AUGGCACAAUACAGCGACCCUGCGAAACAGUUUGGUGGUGACUUCUCCGGCCAAGCAGGCCCACAGGGUCAAGGCUUUUACCCCCAACAAGGCCCGGCUGGCCCCCUACCCCAAGGUCUUUAUCCCACCAUGAAUAACGUUCAAAAGAUGCAGCAGCCAGGUCAUAUGCAGUUUCCAGUCCAAGCUAGCCAGCAAGGCAGCCCUGCCCCAUACGAGCAACAAUAUCCACAAAGCCAGGUGCCUGGUGGGGCAUACUUGGGCACACCCCAGCCCAGCGCUGGGACCUUGCCCUAUCCACAGCAGCAGAACAUGCCGCUAGGCGAGAAUGCCUCGUACUACGGCACAUUGGUCCUGGCGGUCCAGAAGACGACAAAAGGGCUCGGCUCGACAGUGGUCGGUGGUGCUGCUGGCGGGUACGCUGGUCACAAGCUGGGAGGAGGGCUCCUAGGAAGCGCGGCUGGAGCGGUGCUCGGAGCUAUUGGUAUGAAUGCAGCAACCCAUCAAGUGUGA
Molecule: messenger RNA, 510 nt
Organism: Penicillium brevicompactum
Lineage: Eukaryota; Fungi; Ascomycota; Eurotiomycetes; Eurotiales; Aspergillaceae
Exons: 3
Coding region: 1-510 (169 amino acids)
Source: RefSeq, a predicted model, not a curated record